AUGGCAAACGCCAUGGGACUGCUGCUAGGUCCGGUGUCGAGUGCCUUGAGUUCUCGGUUCUCCUGCCGGACGAUGGUGAUCGUCGGCGACGUCUUGACGUCGGCCGGCUGGGCACUGACUGGUCUUAUGCCGAGACUGGAAUAUAUGUUUCUUACAUACGGCUUACUAGCUGGUAUCGGUAAGUCGUUGGCGUAUACGCCGUCAAUCAUCAUCCUUGGGCAGUGGUUCCACAGGCGGCACUCCAUCGCCACGGGGAUCGCGGUUGCCGGCGCCGGUAUUGGCACCUUCGCGUUUGCACCGCUCCUUGAGAUGCUCUUCAAACAUGUUAAAUUUAAAUACACACUGUUUAUAAUGGCGGGUGUAAUGGUGAAUAUCAGUAUUUGUGGGUUGUUCUUCAGAGAUGUGCCUAAUGACAAGAAAGCGUUCACAGUUGAUGAGGAUAAGAAAGGUAGAAAUGAGAGUGAUUAUUGUGAUGAACAAGACGUGCAGAGGAAGAACGCAAAUGAACAAAUUAGAAAUGAGAGUGAUUAUUGUGAUGAGCAAGACAUGCAGACAAAGAACGCAAAUGAACAAAGUCGAAAUGAGAGUGAUAAUUGUGAUGAACAAGACAAGCAGAGAAAGAUAAAAAAUGAACAAUGUCGAAAUGAGAGUGAUUAUUGUGAUGAACAAGACAUGCAGGGAAAAACCAGAAAUGAACAAUGUCGAAAUGAGUGUGUCUUUUGUGAUGAACAAGACAAGCAGAGAAAGAUCACAAAUGAACAAUGUCGAAAUGAGAGUGACUUUUGUGAUGAACAAGACAAGCAGAGAAAGAUCACAGAUGAACAAUGUCGAAAUGAGAGUGACUAUUGUGAUGAGCAAGACAUGCAGACAAAGAACGCAAAUGAACAAAGUCGAAAUGAGAGUGACUAUUGUGAUGAACAAGACAAGCAGAGAAAGAUCACAAAUGGACAAUGUCGAAAUGAGAGUGAUUAUUGUGAUGAGCAAGACAUGCAGACAAAGAACGCAAAUGAACAAUGUCGAAAUGAGAGUGACUAUUGUGAUGAACAAGACAAGCAGAGAAAGAUCACAAAUGGACAAUGUCGAAAUGAGAGUGAUUAUUGUUAUGAACAAGACAUGCAGCGAAAGAAUGCAAAUGACACCCGCUACGAACAAUCCUCUGGAAACUCGACAUUCGUACAGAAGGGGUUCCGCGAAUAUUUGGACUACACCCUGUUGAAGAGACCAUUGUUUCUUUGCUUCGGCAUAUCCGUCAUGUUGGCGACAUGCGGCCAUUCACCCGCCACCGUAAUGCUCCCGCCGCUAGCCAUAGAGCAUCACGUGACUCCACAAAGGGCCGCCUUUCUUCUCUCAGUUACCGGGAUAGCAGACAUUGUUGGGCGGCUCGCUUUCGGUUUCCUCUGUGAUAUCGAUAUACUGCGAAAUAACAGGCACAUGGCAUCUAUAUUCAUCAACGGUAUUGCAAAUUUAACUUGUGGGUUUUCCACACAGUGCUGGCAAUUUGUGACCUACUCUGUGAUAAUUGGGCUCUUCGCGGGUUUCUUCAACGCCCUCACCCCCGUGAUUCUGGUAGACCUGCUCGAGAGUGGCAAACUAACCAGUUCAUUCGGCCUGGCCCUCCAUUUUCAGGGGACGGGUUUUCAGCUCGGAUCGCCAAUGGCAGGGUGGAUAAGGGACGCGUUAGGAAACUAUCAAUCAGCAUUUCAUUUUGCGGGCAUUUCCUUGAUUGCAAGUUCAUUUGUGAUGGGACUUUCCACAUUCUGUGUUUGUAAAAGAAAGAAGAAACAUACAAAAGAUGUGGAAAUAUUUUCCGAACCUUCUGGCAAGGUUCAACUAGUCGGAGUAUUCAAUGUUGGUUUUACAGCAGUUGCUGAUGAGAACAGUUCAAAGGUCAACCUGUAA
Molecule: messenger RNA, 1899 nt
Organism: Mya arenaria
Lineage: Eukaryota; Metazoa; Mollusca; Bivalvia; Myida; Myidae
Product: monocarboxylate transporter 12-like
Exons: 5
Coding region: 1-1899 (632 amino acids)
Biological process (GO): transmembrane transport; monocarboxylic acid transport
Molecular function (GO): monocarboxylic acid transmembrane transporter activity
Source: RefSeq, a predicted model, not a curated record